CCCACACGUGAGCUCCCAAAAGGGGAGGCGCGGCCGCGACUGCCGGUCUUCGCUUUCGACGCUCUCAAGGGACGCGCGACCGAGGCCGAGGAGAACGCAGCUCGCGCCCGGGUUGUCAACAACAACAACCGGAAGAACCGAGAAGACCACAUCUGAGGGCAAAGAAGGUUCCGUGCUGUCACAACAGAAUUGACCGCCAGUGACACCUGAUAGGCAUCACCAGACCGCCUGGCAAAUUUCUGCCCCUCCAAAAGCGGACCUCGCCAUGGCGUCGACGGGCACACAGCUGCUGGGGAGCGUUCUGUGCCUGCUGGGCUGGGCCGGCGUGAUAAUCAGCUGCCUGCUGCCCAUGUGGCGGGUGACGGCGUUCGUGGGCAGCACCAUCAUCACAUCUCAGACAGUAUGGGAGGGCAUCUGGAUGAGCUGCGUGGUCCAGAGCACGGGCCAGAUCCAGUGCAAGCCUUACGAGUCCAUGUUGGCGCUGAGCGGGGACCUGCAGGCGGCCCGCACCCUCACCGUACUGGCCACCGUGACCGGCGCUACGGGCCUCGUCCUGGCCUUCGUCGGAGGCAAGUGCACCCGCUUCUUGGACCGGGAGGGGGCCGAGUCCAAAGGCAGGGUAGCGGUAGCGGCGGGGGCGGUUCUGGUGCUCACGGGAUUGUUGUGUUUGAUUCCGACCUCAUGGGUUGCCGGGGCCGUGGUCCGGAAGUUCUACAGCGCCGCCAUCGACGCUCAGCGGCGUGAGAUUGGCGCCUGCCUCUACAUCGGCUGGGGAGCGUCCCUCCUGCUCAUCCUCGGAGGGGGGCUGUUCAUCAGCUCCGUGUGUCCCUUCAAAGCGGAGCCCGCCCAAAAGAGCCCGUCCGUUCGAUACCUGAUGGCCCGCUCAUCCACAGGGUCCCUACGAAGGGUCCCGGUGACGAGUCCGACGGGGAUGGCUUUCGGCGGGCCUCCCGGCUACCGGCCGGCCUUCGCCGUGUCCGAGCCGCCCGGGAGGACCGCCCGGGGAUACGCGCCCGGGGUCGAACAGAACUCUGACCUGUCCUCGGCUCUCUCCUCUAAGUCUCAGCUGAAGCGACUAGACUCUACACCCUCAGAGCAAAGCGGGACGCCUACUACCGAGUCUCAGCUGAAGCCGGAGCGGCUUGAGCGCAUAAAGACUUUGGACUCUGACGGCAGCCGAAAUGAGGACUUCUCCUCCAACCUUUCAAAGACCUACCUCUGACCCGGACCAGAUACCUUCAAAGACCUGGAAUAGCUGUCUCUUUGAGGUGGUGUACCUGGUAUACUUCAAAGACCUCAAGCAAGAUGAAGGGCAACGUUUACAAGACAUUGGUGAGGCACAGCUUCCAGGCGGUGGUACUGAACAGACGACAGCUGGAAGACGUUGAGGUUCUAUCUAGAAGUGCGUAACUUUGAAAGGGUUAGAAAUGAGCUCAUCAGCCGAGGGUUGGAUAUCUUUUGAGGAGACAAGACUCGGAUGCUUUAUUCCUGUCCACGGGGGAGACGGUGAGUAUUUUGGAUUAGUGGAAGGGUGGUGAGGUUGAAACCGAGAGAGCAAGAGGAAGACCUCGGAGAAGAUUUGACAGAUGUCACCUGGGAGGAUACGUGCAGCAGAUUUCGAGGCCUAUGUGGAAAAGAAUGAUGUGAUGUGGAAACUCCUAACUGGACGAGACCAAAUGAGAACCAAAUGUGCUUGGAAAGUGACAUCACAAAGCCUACAAGAAGAAGAUCCAUCAAAGAACUGCCUCGUACUUGGACUAACUCGAUAACAUCAAAGACCUGCCUCGGACUUGGACUAACGCUACAACAUCAAAGACCUGCCUCGUACUUGGACUAACUCUAUAAAAUCAAAGACCUGCCUUGUACUUGGACUAACUCUAUAGGUAGACUACAAAACCCAAGACUAAUUCUACCUCUUUGACAUGGACUGACUCCACUUUUUGACCUCCCAUCGCUGAAGUACUGAUUGUAAACGACCGCAACCUGCACUAAACCCGCGCAUGACUCAAAGUGGACUCUUUGAUCCAGACGAACUGUGUUCGGUUUCGGUUCUUCAUUCUUGCCAUGUCUGAGUCUGACCCAGAUGACAGGAAGUGAGCCGUCACCUCCGCUUUGUCUCCAGCUGCAUUGAAUUGAUCUUUGGCAAUGUCCGCUAUGAUUUUAAAAUGAAAAUCUGACCGUUUUGAACUCGUGACCUCUGAUAACGAAUUGUUUUUUUUUUUCUUGCCGGAUUCUGAAGUUGAGUGAGAGGGCCAAACUUUGGAACUGAAAUUGAGUUAAGACCUGAAAACGGUAACCUCCUAACAUGAAGGAAGACAUGUGCAGUAAACGUGUACAGUAAAUUCUGAGGUCUUUGGAUUCUUUCCGGACUGAACCGCGUCCACGUGAGUUUUUGGAACAAAGGCAAAAAUAUAUGAAAUGAGAGACGCCGGCGGCUCUUCCCUGAAUUCCUGACGAGUUUUGUCCGUGUCCGGUCAAACCGGUUUGACAGAAAGUCUUCUGCUGUCUUUGUUGGACGUCGGGACGCUCUCGCUCGACGCCGUUUGGUUGCAGCGGAUGGAAUUGUUAUGCCUUAUUUUGGGGAAUUGGUGAAUGAGGAGGAAGUGGAGAGGUGGCAAGCGCGAUGGUGACGAAGGUCCCGAUGACGUUUGCAUGUUCUCCCCGUACCCGGCGUGGCUUUUCUCCGGUUUCCUCCCACAUCCCCAAAAACCUCCAACAUUAAUUGGAGACUC
This is a messenger RNA of Syngnathoides biaculeatus (alligator pipefish), 2732 nucleotides long. Its product is annotated as claudin-4-like. The transcript has 2 exons. The record is from RefSeq and is a predicted model, not a curated record. Bases 266 to 1222 code for a protein of 318 amino acids. Gene Ontology annotation, cellular component: bicellular tight junction; plasma membrane. Gene Ontology annotation, biological process: bicellular tight junction assembly; cell adhesion. Gene Ontology annotation, molecular function: structural molecule activity. NCBI's taxonomy places the organism in Eukaryota, Metazoa, Chordata, Actinopteri, Syngnathiformes, Syngnathidae.